Messenger RNA from Camellia sinensis, 1697 nucleotides. The record is from RefSeq and is a predicted model, not a curated record. NCBI's taxonomy places the organism in Eukaryota, Viridiplantae, Streptophyta, Magnoliopsida, Ericales, Theaceae.
UGGGGGGAAAUUUGAAACGUGGGGCGGGAAUUGAAUUUCAGAAAAAAAAAAUUAAAGCCUGAUCUCCCUUGUCUCUAUCUAAAAAAAGCCCUAAUCUGUGUCUCUCUAUGUUGGCCCGCCCCUCUCUCUUUCUGUGUUCUCUCUCUCAAUCGGUGCCCACUCUCUCUAGCUCACCGAAGUCCCUUACCACCAUUGCUCACGUCCGUCGCACAUCGCCAUCGACAUCGCCCUCUGUCUAAUGGACUCCUCAUUUCUGGGCCGUGGAAGCAGGGUUGGAGGGUGAGAUACGAAGGGAACGAGUGGGAUUCGGAGACCUUGAAGGUUUUUGUGGUCCCCCAUUCGCAUAAUGACCCGGGUUGGAAGCUCACUGUUGAGGAGUAUUAUGAUCGACAGUCGAAGCAUAUUCUUGAUACCAUCGUCAUGGCUCUUUCGAAGGAUCCUCGCUGCAAAUUUAUAUGGGAGGAGAUGUCUUAUUUGGAGAGAUGGUGGAAGGAUGCCUCAGAAACUAAAAAAGAAUCUUUCAUCAAUCUAGUGAAGAAUGCACAGUUAGAAAUUGUUGGAGGUGGGUGGGUGAUGAAUGAUGAGGCUAAUUCACAUUAUUUUGCUAUCAUUGAACAGAGGACCCAUUAUGAUUUGAAAAAGGAACUGGCUUUCUCUAAGAAUUUGGAAUACAUAUGGCGCCAAAACUGGGAUUCUGAGGAGGCUCUUCAAGUGUAUGACAUAAACGGACUACCAAUAAUGAAGGAGUCUCAAUACCAAACCAACGGCGUUACGUAGGGUACUGGGAGGAUACGCUUUCUAUUCCUAGGGGAGUUGAUCAUGGCCCUCCAUCUGUGAACUCGCCUGAACCAUGUAGCAGAGAAUUGGUUCGAAUUCGACUUUAUGACACGGUUAACACUGGCUCUGUCUUCUUUGUGGUCUCAGAGUUACAAGAGGUUCCUGGUUAGCGGUAUUGUCCACCCGUGGAAGUGUUUAAGAGUUGCUGCAGAGAAGUUAAAAAAGGUUGUGUGAGACCAAACAGCUCCCGGUAUUAUCUCUCUUUUGUUGAUCAAUGUGGAGAGGGGAAUCGAUCAGAACCAGUAGAACCUCAUCUAGUAGUCCAAAUGGACACAGAGAGUUCUGUACUGUACCAGAAAACCUGCCUCGACUAUUGUUUUGAAAAACCAAUAAAGGUGAGAAAUUUAUAAUACAUUCACAUACGUAAAGAGCAUUGUCCACCGACUAUUGUUGUUGCAGCCAUUGCCUCACUUAAAGAGCAGGUGGAGGGAAUACAGGAAAUCAACCUGUCAGGUGGAGGGGAUACAGGAAAAACCAAUAAGUGUAUACUAUCAGAUGUUUUGAAAUGCCUUGGUGACAAUAAAAAACAUAUGAGAGAAAGCACUCUGACUACUUUAGAUGCUUGGCUUGCUGCUGUUCAUCUCGACAAAAUGGUGCCUUACAUUACUACUGCUUUGAUGGAUGCGAAGCUUGGCACGGAAGGGCGCAAGGAUCUUUUUGAUUGGCUAUCAAGGCAACUUAGUGAAUUAAGCAAUUUUCCUGAUGCUGUAAAUCUGAAUUAUGUAUUGUUUCAAAUUGUUAUGCUAGAUGGAAGUGACUUGUGAAUGAAAACUUAGAAUAGUUGUAUUGUGUCGAAUGUUAAUGAAUUAUGUAUUGUGUCGAAUGUUAAUGAUUCAGUUAAUUUGAAUGAUACUUUAAAA